Messenger RNA from Jaculus jaculus (lesser Egyptian jerboa), 2814 nucleotides. It is a transcript of the gene Rtn3, whose product is annotated as reticulon 3. Gene Ontology annotation, biological process: endoplasmic reticulum tubular network formation; neuron differentiation; brain development. Bases 210 to 920 code for a protein of 236 amino acids. The record is from RefSeq and is a predicted model, not a curated record. NCBI's taxonomy places the organism in Eukaryota, Metazoa, Chordata, Mammalia, Rodentia, Dipodidae. Gene Ontology annotation, cellular component: postsynaptic density; neuron projection. The transcript is spliced from 7 exons.
GUGGGUGCGCAUGCGCGCUCGCGCUCCCUCCUUCCCACUGCGCUGGGCUGAGUCAGUCCGUCGGAGUCUGUCUUCCGAGCAGGAGGCGGUGAAGGGACUUCGCAGAGGCAGCUGCUGGAUUUUCUUUCUUUUUCCUGUCCUGUUUCCCCGCUCCCACUCUCCCGCCCCACGUCUCUCUUCACCCCUGUCCCGCCCUCGCACGCGCAGCCAUGGCGGACUCGUCAGCGGCCACCCAGUCCCCGUCGGUCUCCUCGUCGUCCUCCGGGGCCGAGCCGUCCGCGCCCAGCGGCGGCGGGAGCCCGGGUGCCUGCCCCGCCCUGGGGGCGAAGAGCUGCGGCUCCUCGUGUGUGGUGCGUGACCUGAUUUUCUGGCGAGAUGUGAAGAAGACUGGGUUUGUCUUUGGCACUACACUGAUCAUGCUGCUCUCCCUGGCCGCUUUCAGUGUCAUCAGUGUGGUUUCUUACCUCAUCCUGGCUCUUCUCUCUGUCACCAUCAGCUUCAGAGUCUACAAAUCUGUCAUCCAAGCUGUGCAGAAAUCAGAAGAAGGCCAUCCAUUCAAAGCCUACCUGGAUGUGGACAUCACCCUGUCCUCAGAAGCUUUCCACAAUUACAUGAAUGCAGCAAUGGUACAUGUCAACAGGGCACUAAAACUCAUUAUUCGUCUCUUUCUGGUGGAAGACUUGGUUGACUCCUUAAAGCUGGCUGUCUUCAUGUGGCUGAUGACCUAUGUUGGUGCUGUUUUUAAUGGAAUCACCCUUCUGAUUCUUGCUGAGCUACUUGUCUUCAGCGUCCCAAUUGUCUAUGAGAAGUAUAAGACCCAGAUUGAUCACUAUGUUGGCAUCGUUCGAGAUCAGACCAAGUCAGUUAUUGAAAAAAUCCAAGCAAAGCUCCCUGGAAUCGCCAAAAAAAAGGCAGAGUAAGCACAUGGAAGCCAGGAAUGCAAGUUACUAAAACACCACUUACUAGUCGUAUAACAUCGUACCAUGAAGGAACAUGCUCAGUGUCAGCUUGAGCCUGCAUUCCAAGCUUUUUUUUUUUUUUUUUUCCAAUUUGGUGUUUUCUCCCUUCCUUUCCCUUUACCCUCAGCACCAAGCACAAGAAGUGUUGGACUGAAAAAGAACUGAUACCUUACAACCCAGAAGAUAAAGAAUCAAAUUAAUAGAAUUAAUCAAACCUUAAUGAUGGUGGAGCUUUUACCUGUAGCAUGAAGGGAAAAUAUUGGAGGUAAAGAAGAGGUGUACUAUAUCUCUUGGGUCCUUUGUCCAGUUUUAAGAACUAGUUUUAUGUGGUUCCCAUUAAGUUAAGAAAUAAUGAUUAACUUAUGAAGAAGUUUUAGGGGGCAGGAAUGGGACUCCUUCCCAUGGGACUUUUUUGGUCCACCAUCCUGCCUCACACUGUAAGCAGCUAUUCCUAAUAUUCCUUUCUUAAUGCUAGAACUUCCAACUCUGGAUAACUUACAGGUAAUAGUGGUAAUUCCACAUUCCCUGAAUGCCAUCUGAGGAAUAAUAGUAGAAAGGAAGUGGGACAGAGGGGGGGGUCAUCCUAGGGAAGGGCUCCAACAGCUGAGAGGGUGGUGUCAAACCAUUUCUCUGGGACACCAGUUUGAGCGUUAGUUUGAAACCCAUUCCAGAAUGUGCUUUCUCUUCUCUUUCCUGCCCACCUUACCUCAAGUUUAAUAAAUAUGGUUGUACUUUUAUUAUGAAAUAAAUGUCUGUAACUGCUGUACACUGCUGUAAACUUGUUAGAGGAAAAAAUAAUCUGCAUGUGGGCUCCCCAGUUAUUGAGUUAUUGUAAUAUUAUCUCAGUCUGUGUGGGGGAACAUUCUCAAGUGAAUGCACUACAGAAACAACACGCUUUCUUUCUGUACCUUUUCCCACAGCUUCAUUCUCACAUGCAUCUUCAUCCUACACCUAAGGACCAAAGGUGUGCUGGCUCAGUUCAUUUGCAUCUGGUCAAGAGGCCUCACAUUGGUGGAGGGAAGUGCAGGUCAUGUGAGGCUUGCUCGUGGGUGUAUGUUCUGAGGGUCCUCUCCAUUUUGUUAAAUGGCUCAGUUGUCUGCCAUGACCUGGGGUGCUUGCUUGGAGAGUGUUUUCCAGAGUGAGGGCUGCCAGGCAGGGCAAUUGAUAGACUUAGCACAACUGAAAGGCAACAGAACUAAACAUCAAAGAGAGGUGACUGGGAAAUCAUAGAUUCCCAUCUGAGAUCAAGUUUCUUCCUCCUCUUCAGAAUAGAAAUCUAGUCAACUUGAAAACAAUCAUUUGAAAGUUCCUUCUGCUUUUGUCCUGCCCAGUGAGAGAGACUUGCAGCCCAGAGUAGAGAACUGCAACUCUGUACAAGUAGUGAGUCGGAUUUUCAUCCUACUCCUGGGAAAUAACUUGGGGAUUUAAUUGAUAGAACAUGCAUACCUUUGCUUUGCUGCAUUUUUCGUAUUUUCUUUGCCUCCUUUUGUUUUGAAUUUUUUUUUUUUUUAAACUGGUUUCCAUUAUAGUUUUCUAGAAAACACUCUCCAUUGCAUCCUCUGCCCUCCCAAGAAUUGAUUGAUGGUCUUUCAGGCGUCCUUCCAAAGGGCCCCUUUCUGUACUGGACGCCUCCACACCUAGCUUUUUGUUGCUGCUGUGUUAAGAUAAUUGGAGAGAUUUUUGUGCCAUGCAGGAUUUUUUUUUAAGAAAAAUUUACAGGCAAAUAAUACUAAUAAAACUGUGUGCGUGUCUGUGCGUGCAUCAUAAAAAUACAGUAGCACCCAAGGAGUUGGUUCCUGUGAAAUUGCAAAUUGAUGUGAUAUUAAUUAAAAAAUAAAGUACACAAUGACUGUGG